CGCACAAUUUGGGCACUGGAGAUCAUGAGAGGUAUGAAUGGGACCAAAGGGAAGGAUUGGCGGCAAGGCAAAGAUAGAGAUCAUUGUCCGUCCUCAGCACCCAUGUAAACAUCCCGUUGCAGUUUCACUGUGGUCAUGUGCUAAAGCGGCCAACUUGGAAGCAAACCCUGAUAUACUGCACAACUGCUGGCAAGAGCAACAUGUAUUUUCCAAAAACGAUCUGCAAUGCGCAAUUUGGGCCGUAAGCACGUUGCGAUCAUCCCAAGCGCCAUUGCUGCAAAAUCUGGUUCAUUCUUUUGUGAGACGAAGUCGUGGAGCAACAGUUGUACCUGGGCUGGGGAAUGUGUUUUGGGCGCUCAGCUGGAGUGGUUGUCUGAAGAACGCUAUGGCAUCUAUUCCUGACUUGGAAAGCCAAGCCUCAGAAUCUUUGACGUGGCUUGGCGCAAGAGAUUUGGCAGGGAUUGCUUGGGCGUGUGCUAUUUCCCAAUGCGGCAACCACAGUUUGAUGGAAGCUGUAGCUGAAGUAUGCGGAUUGCGAAUAUCGCAGCUGCCACCCAGGUAUUUGUCCAAUGUUUUCUGGGCUUUUGCUAAGAGUUUGAUACGGUGGCCAGGAAGCAAUGCUGCUUGCUUUUGGGCUGUUGUCACCCAACAACUGUCCGAAUUUCGUCCGGAAGAAAUGGCAGCUGUUGCUUGGGCAGCAGCACGGACGCAGACGUCCAUUAGCAGCACGGCAGUUCAGCCUUUCCACCGUCAAGUCAUGAUUUUUUCAUACCAUGGUGAGCUCGGUCCCCGGGAGUUCGCAAAUCUUCUGUGGUCACUUGCCCGGCUGUCAUCUCUGCAAAAGUCCGCUUGCGCUGAGCUAUUUCAAGGGAUGAGUACCAGGCACAACGAAUUGCAAUCGCAACACAUUGCGAGUUUGGUUUGGACAUUGGCAUCCAUCAGGCAUUGGUGUUCACCAUUCCUAGAGAUGGCAACGGACUCCAUUUGUUCACGUAGUUCCAACUUUGGUCAUACUGAGUUGGUCGGUAUAGCUGUGUCCUUUGCCAAACUGAGUUGCACUCAAAAUUCUGGAGUUCUGCUACAUUGUGCGAGGGAGUUUCAUUCCAACGAGUUGACAAGCCAAAGUUUCGCCAAUUUGAUGUGGGCUUUUGCGACCGUGUCCCAGACAGGGGUGAUCGACAAGCACAGGCUGCAAAAGGUUACAGCGAAUAUCAAUCAGUUGUUCAACAACUGCACCUCCCAAGAGCUGUCUACUACUGCGUGGGCAUUUGUGAAGCUAAACAUCGCGACAAAGCCCGUGAUGCAGAUUUUUGCUAGUCGUGCUUGUGAAAUCAUCGACAGUUUCAACGCGCAAAAUGUGGCGAAUUUUUCAUGGGCAUUGGCUUUGGAACUCCUAUCGGACCUUGAAGUAUGGCGGGAGCUGCGGAAGUUCGUAGCUGAACGAAUGGCGGAGUUCAAAAGCCAAGAGCUCGCCAGUUUGUGUUGGUCUUUUGCUGUGGUCAGAAAUCAAUUCGACUGCCUCCUGGUUGCGGAAGCUGUUUGUUCGCAGCCGAAUGAUGCCAUUCCCUCGAUCCUGGGGGUGACCUGGGCUUUGAACCAUUUAGAAGUUUCAGACGUGAGAACAAAGGCAGCGCUGCUGAGGCAUGGCCAAAAGCUGGAUGCUGCGCAUGGCACCCAGUUGCCAAGGUCAACUUUAGCCGUUGCGCAAAGAUCCAAGCAGACUAUGAAGAAUGCGGCAGCUGUUUCUCCACACAUCUCCCUUGAACUGUUUGACCGCCUAGUGGUCAGCAAACCGUCAGGAUGGGAAGUUGAGGAAGGCCAACGGAAAGAUAAAGGCAGAUGCCUCCCUAGUUUGAGUUGCUACCUCAGGGAUUCUGAACAUGCAGUGAGUUCUCCUAUUUUUCAUGACGCUUCGCAUCAUUAUGGUUUUAUUCAUCGGCUGGACGUACCAGGUUCAGGCUUGGUUUUGGCUGCCAAGAGUUACUCCGCCUUCUACGAUCUGCAAUUUCAGCUGAUGUCUGGACAGCUCCGCCGGGAAUACAUCUCUCUUUGCCACGGCUGGCUUUGCCAAAAGCAGGUGGAUCGUUCGAUCCGAACACAACGAGGCUUGCCCAGUCGAGUCAGUACUGGUGGGAGGCCAUCAGUGACACAAUUGACACGAAUCGCAUGCUGCUUCAGAAGGACAACUGGGCAGACGUUCACUUUGAUCCUGGUGCGCAUUUUCACUGGAAGAACACACCAAAUUAGGGCACACACUGCCCACCUGGGUCAUCCCACAGUUUCUGAUGGGAAAUACAGCAGCGCGAGCACUUUUCAGGAGGAUUGUCAAUGGUGUCCACGGAACUUCCUGCACCGACAUCGUGUGGGUUUCUUUAAUCAUCAUGGUCAGUAUGUGCAGGUGACUGAGGACUUGCCAUCGGAUUUGCAAAGAGUCUUGCUAGAACUCGAGCCCCGUGCAGAUGGCUGGUCCAGGGAAGCUUGGGAGAAUUUCGUCAAGAGCAGUUGAGGUGAUUUUGGCUGCGACACGGAAAACUCCAAAGAUUGCGCAUCUCGUCGCCAGCAUGUUGGCAUGCAGGAGGGCCUAUAUGCAUCCCAUAUUCUCAUGGGCCCAGAUCAAGAUGAUAAAGGACAACCACUUGGAUUUUCUUGACUCCCACGGCAACAAGAUGCAGCAUCGAUAAGCGGCUGAUAUCGGCUGCUCAGGGUUACCUUCGAGGCCAUUUGGUGCAUCGCCAGGCUUGCAUUGUGAACCACUGGGUCGUCGACAAAGACAAGCCCUGCCAGGAUCAAAGUGGUGUCACACAGAUUGGGGCACACUGCAGUGUGCCCACGAUUUUGCGUACCAAAUUCAUGAUUGCCAAAGGAUGGUGUCCUCGCAGCAGGCAGCAGGGAGGGAAUUCUAUCGCUUGGCCAAGGAAACAUGGGAAACCGAUCGGCUAUGGCCAUGGACUGCCCUGCUGCGGCGUAAAUACCGCAAUUGUUUUCUAACAAAAAUGGCACACUGCCGGUGCGGAGCUGCGACAAUUGGUGGUGCUGGAUGGUGCCAGUCCUUCUCAGCAAAUGUCAGCAAUGAAUAGCAAUGACUUGUUGGACUGCAGCUUAUGUCCCAGCCACAAGAGGUAGAAGUAUAUAGAAUGAAGUAGACUCCUGCGCUGUGAAAAAUUAAAGAACGACGAGGGAUGUACCUGCCCAAGCGGAGAAGCAGUUGGGAUCAAAAAUGCUGACGCAACAGACGUUGCAAAGCCUUGGUUAGCAAAACUUU
Cladocopium goreaui is the source of this 3262-nucleotide messenger RNA. NCBI's taxonomy places the organism in Eukaryota, Dinophyceae, Suessiales, Symbiodiniaceae. The record is from the annotation of a GenBank genome assembly.